CACUGCCUGAGUUGUAAACAAAGAUGGCGAAAUUUGGAGGAAGAGGUAUCAAUGAAAAACUUCCUCCACCUCGUUUAGAGCACUUUGUCAUGACAGAAAAGCUCGGACAAGGGACAUAUGCGUCUGUAUAUAAAGCAUAUCGAAAGGGCGAAGCACGUGAAGUUGUUGCCAUUAAGUGUGUGUACCUGAAGAGGCUUGGAAAGAAUGCUAUUGAAAAUCUACUUACUGAAAUCAAACUAUUGAAGGAGAUAAAUCACGAUCAUAUCGUACAACUUAUAGAUUUUGAGUGGAAUAAAGAAUAUCUUUUUUUGAUUAUGGAAUAUUGCAGUGGUGGCGAUCUUUCGAAAUUCAUACAAACAAAACGAAGUCUUCCCGAGAAAAUUGCGAGAAGGUUUCUCCAGCAACUUGCGUUAGCACUGCAAUUCUUGCACAGCAAAGAUAUUGCUCAUAUGGAUCUAAAACCUCACAAUUUGUUGCUGUCAUCAAAAGAAAAUGCCGUAUUAAAGAUUGCAGAUUUUGGCUUUGCUCAAUACCUCAAACAAGACAUGGACAGCAGCAACCUCCGGGGCUCACCCUUGUAUAUGGCUCCUGAAAUGUUUUGCUCCACAAGUUAUGAUGCUUCCGUUGAUCUGUGGUCUGUCGGUGUUAUACUUUACGAAGCGUUGUUCGGUUCUCCUCCAUUCAGAUCACGGACGUUUUCUGAACUCGAGAAAAAGAUCAAAUCUUCACGAGAAAUCACGCUUCCUGUUGAUUCCAAAGUCUCACAAGAUUGCCAAGAUUUGCUACUUUCCCUGCUUCGACGCGACCCGAAGCAGAGAAUUACAUUCGAAGAGUUUUUCAAUCAUUCAUUUCUCGACCUGGAGCAUGCACCUUCAUCGCACAGUCUACAGAAAGCGAUCUCGUUAGUGUCAGAAGCUGUUAAACUUGACGAAGCUUCAAAGUUUAAGGAAGCUGUACAGAUGUAUUCAAAGGCAUUGGAUCACUUUGUGCCGGCCUUACAAUACGAACGAAACGCAACCAAAAAGGAUGCCAUUCGCCAAAAAGUAAAUGGAUACAUGGCCCGAGCGGAAGAAUUAAAACAACACUUGAAACGAAGAUCUUCCACCAAAAUUGAAAUGGAGCCAAGGAAAUUAUUACGAAGAUCCGCUGACGAUAAUCCUCAAUUGGCUGAUGGUUUGAAACUUGCUGAAGUCGCAGAACUUAAGGAUGAAAAUGGACUGUUUCCUUCAGCCUUAGAACAAUAUCAAACUGCACUGUCAGUGCUGAUGCCCGUAUUAAAAGAUUUGCCAAAGAGCAAAGUUAAGGAUGUUCUUGGUGCUGAGGUACAACGCUAUAUGCACCGAGCUGAAGAAAUCAAAGCGUACAUUAAAUUAUCCGAAGAAAAAACGUUGGCAAUCGGUCAAGAAGCCGAUGAACGAUUUUGCUGCAUUCAAUGACGUCGUUGGAGCUUAUUUUUGGAUAUUUUGAUGAAGUACUGAUUUCGAUUGAUCUGGAUUACGCCGAAAGUCAGGUUUGAUCUCUUGCAUUAUUUUAACAAUGAUUCGACACUCGACGAUUGAAGUAAAGAAAUAUCCGCGUCUUUUACAUUUUUAAAUCCUUAAAAAUGAAAUUCCUUAUUUUUUCCUUUGUAAAUCUAAAUUGUUUUUACCGCGAGUGAAAAUCCGAAUACUUGCAUUGCACGAGCGAUUUUCCGCGCUGGCUAAACUCACCGUGGGAUUUUUUCAAUGAAAUAUCGUCGUGAAGAAAGAUGUAGUCCAGCGCUGUUUUUCAGCAUUGUAAUGUGGCGUUUCUAUUUUUGUGUUCGCGCUGUCGUCGAAGCGAUUAUUUCAGCUGAACGUGAAAAAAUGUAAAAAAUUAUAGACGGGGCUGGAUUUGCUGGGGGUGAUGCGGACUUCCUCUCUCCGCCUACGGAAGGCGGAUACCUCUCCAUGAGGUGAAAAUAUGGGAGGAAGCUGGAACCAACCUCCUUCCGUGGACAAAUAUCUUCACAACUUGCCGCGUGACCAAUCGUCGUUGUCGACAUAACGUUUGCUGAAGACAUCAAAAAUAUGUCGACGUGUCAAUUCGUAAUCAUAUGUAACACGAAUACUUAAUUUAAGCUAAUGUAAGCCAAUAUGAUAAUGUAAGCUUCAGACUUAAAGAACCCUUAAUGUGUUAAUCUGUUCAAUAACUGGGUGUAAAUUACGGUAUUAUCACGAUGCAUUAGCCAUUUAGCUUGGCCCCACAUACAGCAACCUUUAGCGCCUUCGCGUUUUUUUUUGUUGUAUGUACAUUUCGUCUUUGGUUUUUUCUCUAUUUUGCACAUUUUAACUCUAGAGCUUGUAUCGUAUGAGUGAGGCGAAUUUCGCAUUCAAUCAACAUUAUCACAACCAUAAUAUUGGUAUAUUUCACUCAUCAAGCGAGUUGAUUUGUUUUGGAGGCCUCUAUCCCACCCGCUGAUGUAGUGCAUAAUCCCUGUUAUAUCCAAUAUCCAAUCACGCUCGACAAGUAUUAGGACAACAGGGGGCACUGCGAGGACAAUAGAAACUCGAAACUGAAAUUUUGCGAACGCAUCGAUUGUGGGAAGAGAUUUGUGUUUUUCAGUCUUGCCUCCUAUCCCCCCCCUUCAACGAAACAGGGGGGUGUUAGAAUUUUGUCAUCUCAUUCUGUUGCAUGUUCUCAUAAUAGUAAUUCACCCAUUAACUACGGAUUCAAAACGUGCGAUGAUUUAUAUUUGAAAACAAGUAGCUUUACAUUUAUCUUGGCAAUACGUAGCGUAUGUUUAUUUUAGUAAAUUGUUUAAUUCGAACUAUGAAGAAUAUUUGUUAAAUAGCUGUCAGAUUAAUGCGUUAAUUCAAUUACGGGUACAUAACUCCUUGUUUGUAUCACAUUUAAUACUUACGCAUUGCCAAUUUUUAAGCUAA
Molecule: messenger RNA, 2903 nt
Organism: Xenia sp. Carnegie-2017
Lineage: Eukaryota; Metazoa; Cnidaria; Anthozoa; Malacalcyonacea; Xeniidae
Product: serine/threonine-protein kinase ULK3-like
Exons: 17
Coding region: 24-1436 (470 amino acids)
Biological process (GO): autophagy; peptidyl-serine phosphorylation; autophagosome organization
Cellular component (GO): cytoplasm; autophagosome
Molecular function (GO): ATP binding; protein serine/threonine kinase activity
Source: RefSeq, a predicted model, not a curated record